AUGUCGUAUAACGGUCAUCCAAGUGGCAAUCAGCAGCCGAGCGCUGGUGGUUAUCAAGAUGAUCCCAACCAAAUGUACGAUCAGUACGGGCAACCGAUGUAUGCUGACGAGGGUUACUACGACCCAAAUGCAGCACCGGGCACCGAGCCAUACGCGCAGGGCAAUAUGCAAGACCCAUACGACCCUGAACAGAUGGAUUAUUCCGCGUCUGGCACAGGCGGGUAUUACGACCAGCCUCGCGGUCCCGGUCAAAACCAGAACCCUGAGAAUUUCUCAGACUUUAGCAGCUACGGUCCACCAGGCACGCCCGGAUAUGAUUCAUAUGCCGGUAAUGGUCAGUAUACACCAUCACAAAUGAGCUAUGGUGAGCCCAGAUCCUCCGGUGCCUCGACGCCAAUUUAUGGUGGCGAAGGUUACGAUCCAGCAGCUAUUGCGAUGCCUUUACCAAACGAGCCGUACCCUGCUUGGACCGCCGACAACCAGUCACCAGUCACCAUUGAACAAAUUGAAGAUGUUUUCAUUGACCUAACAAACAAAUUUGGUUUCCAGAGAGAUUCGAUGAGAAAUAUGUUCGAUCAUUUCAUGACAUUGCUCGAUUCGAGAGCCUCCAGAAUGUCACCGGAUCAAGCUUUGUUGUCUGUUCAUGCUGAUUAUAUCGGUGGCGACUCAGCAAAUUUCAAAAAAUGGUACUUUGCAGCUCAACUAGAUAUGGAUGACUCUGUUGGCUUCAACAACAUGAACCUAGGUAAACUCUCUAGAAAGGCAAGAAAGGCCAAAAAGAAAAACAAGAAGGCAAUGGAAGAGGCUUCCCCGGAAGAUACGGAAGCAACUUUGCAACAAUUAGAGGGUGAUAAUUCACUAGAAGCGGCUGAGUUCAAAUGGAAGGCCACCAUGAAUAAAAUGAGCCCAAUUGAAAAAGUCCGUCAAGUUGCUUUAUAUAUGCUUUGUUGGGGUGAAGCCAAUCAAGUUAGAUUCACUUCUGAAUGUCUUUGUUUCAUCGUUAAAUGUGCAAUGGAUUAUCUCGAAUCACCAUUAUGUCAACAAAGAGUUGAACCAAUGCCAGAGGGUGAUUUUCUAAACAGAGUCAUUACACCACUGUAUCGUUUCAUCAGACACCAAGUUUAUGAGAUAGUAAACGGUCGUUUUGUCAAACGUGAAAAGGAUCACAAUAAAGUUAUUGGAUAUGAUGAUGUAAAUCAACUAUUUUGGUACCCGGAGGGUAUUUCAAGAAUUGUUUUCGACGAUAGUACUAAAUUGAUUGACAUACCAAAAGAAGAGCGUUAUUUGAGAUUAGGUGAGGUUGCCUGGAAUGAUGUUUUCUUCAAGACUUUCAAAGAAACUCGUACUUGGUUACAUUUAGUUACAAAUUUCAAUCGUAUUUGGGUUAUUCAUGCUACUGUCUAUUGGAUGUACGCAGCUUUCAAUGCUCCCACUCUUUACACGCGUAACUAUCAACAGUUGGUUAAUAAUCAACCGUUAGCUGCAUAUAGAUGGGCAUCAUGCGCUUUGGCUGGUUCGUUAGCAUGUAUAAUUCAAUUAUUCGCUACAAUUUGUGAGUGGUCUUUUGUUCCAAGAAAAUGGGCCGGUGCCCAACAUCUAUCCCGUAGAUUCGCAUUUAUUUGUUUAUUACUGGGUGUUAAUUUGGGUCCAAUAAUUUUCGUUUUCGCAUACGAUCCGAUUGAUGUUCAAUCUACUGCUGCUCAUGCUGUUGCUGCUGUCACAUUCUUUAUCGCUAUAGGGACAAUGAUUUUCUUUUCGAUUAUGCCGUUAGGUGGUUUGUUUACUUCAUACAUGCAAAAAUCAAGCAGACGCUAUAUCGCUUCACAAACUUUUACUGCUUCAUUCGCCCCGUUGAAAGGUCUUGAUAUGUGGUUAUCAUAUUUGGUUUGGGUUACAGUUUUUGCUGCUAAAUACGCCGAGUCUUAUUUCUUUUUGAUUCUUUCCAUUAGAGAUCCAAUUAGAAUAUUGUCAACUAUGACCAUGAGAUGUACUGGUGAAGUUUGGUGGCACGCAAAACUUUGUAGACAACAACCAAAGAUUGUCUUGGGUUUGAUAAUUGCUACUGAUUUUAUUCUGUUCUUUUUGGAUACUUUCUUAUGGUAUAUUGUCGUCAGUACCGUUUUCUCGGUUGGUAAGUCUUUCUGGCUAGGUAUUUCUAUCCUAACACCAUGGAGAAAUAUAUUCAGUAGAUUACCAAAGAGAAUUUACUCGAAGAUUUUGGCUACGUCUGAUAUGGAGAUUAAAUAUAAACCAAAAGUCCUUAUAUCUCAAGUUUGGAAUGCUAUUGUGAUUUCAAUGUACAGAGAGCAUUUAUUGGCCAUUGAUCAUGUUCAAAAAUUAUUGUAUCAUCAAGUUCCGUCUGAAAUUGAGGGCAAACGUACUUUAAGAGCUCCAACAUUUUUUGUCUCCCAAGAUGAUAAUAACUUUGAGACCGAGUUUUUUCCAAAGGAUUCAGAAGCUGAGCGUCGUAUUUCAUUUUUCGCACAAUCUUUGUCCACUCCAAUCCCUGAACCAUUACCGGUUGAUAACAUGCCAACUUUCACCGUUUUAACUCCCCACUAUUCUGAAAGAAUCUUAUUGUCUUUGAGAGAAAUUAUUCGUGAGGAUGAUCAAUUCUCUAGAGUUACUUUAUUGGAGUAUUUAAAGCAAUUACAUCCUGUUGAAUGGGAAUGUUUUGUCAAGGAUACUAAAAUUUUAGCCGAGGAAACUGCCGCUUUCGAGGGUGCUGGUGAAGGUGAAGAUAAAGAGGAUGCUCUCAAGUCUAAGAUUGAUGAUUUACCGUUUUACUGUAUUGGUUUUAAAUCUGCUGCUCCCGAAUACACCUUGCGUACUCGUAUCUGGGCCUCCUUGAGAUCUCAAACCUUGUAUCGUACUGUCUCGGGGUUCAUGAAUUAUUCAAGAGCUAUCAAGUUAUUGUAUCGUGUUGAGAAUCCUGAAAUUGUUCAAAUGUUUGGUGGAAAUGCCGAAGGUUUAGAAAGGGAAUUAGAAAAAAUGGCUAGAAGGAAGUUUAAAUUUUUGGUGUCUAUGCAAAGACUGGCCAAAUUCAAACCUCACGAAUUAGAGAAUGCUGAGUUUUUACUCAGAGCGUAUCCAGACCUACAAAUUGCUUACCUAGAUGAAGAGCCUCCAUUGAACGAAAACGAGGAACCAAGAAUUUACUCUGCUUUAAUAGAUGGUCACUGUGAACUAUUAGAAAAUGGCCGUAGACGUCCUAAAUUCAGAGUUCAAUUAUCUGGUAAUCCAAUUUUAGGUGAUGGUAAAUCUGAUAAUCAAAAUCAUGCUUUGAUUUUUUACAGAGGUGAGUAUAUUCAACUGAUUGAUGCAAAUCAAGAUAAUUACUUGGAAGAAUGUUUGAAGAUCAGAUCUGUGUUGGGUGAAUUUGAAGAACUGAAUAUUGAACAAAUUAAUCCUUAUGCUCCAGGUCUAAAACACGAAGAACAAAAAGCCAAUCAUCCAGUUGCCAUUGUUGGUGCCAGAGAAUAUAUUUUCUCUGAAAACUCUGGUGUGCUAGGUGACGUUGCUGCUGGUAAAGAACAAACUUUUGGUACACUUUUCGCCCGUACUUUAGCACAAAUUGGUGGUAAGUUACAUUAUGGUCAUCCUGAUUUUAUUAAUGCAACUUAUAUGACAACAAGAGGUGGUGUUUCGAAGGCCCAAAAGGGUUUACAUUUGAAUGAAGAUAUUUAUGCUGGUAUGAAUGCUAUUCUACGUGGUGGUCGUAUCAAACACUGUGAAUAUUAUCAAUGUGGUAAAGGUAGAGAUUUAGGUUUUGGUACAAUUUUGAAUUUCAAUACCAAGAUUGGUGCAGGUAUGGGAGAACAAAUGUUGUCUCGUGAAUAUUACUAUUUAGGUACCCAGUUACCUAUUGACCGUUUUCUUUCAUUUUAUUAUGCUCAUCCGGGUUUCCACUUGAACAAUUUAUUCAUUCAGUUAUCCCUGCAGUUGUUCAUGCUUACAUUAGUAAACUUGAACUCUCUAGCACAUGAGUCUGAAAUUUGUAUCUACUACAGAAGCAAGUUGCCAACCGAAGUUUUUUUUCCAAUUGGUUGCUACAAUCUGGAACCUGUUAUUGACUGGGUUAGACGUUACACUUUGUCUAUUUUCAUUGUCUUCUUUAUCGCAUUUAUCCCAAUCGUUGUCCAGGAACUUAUUGAACGUGGUCUAUGGAAGGCAACCCAAAGAUUUUUCCGUCACCUACUCUCUUUAUCUCCACUAUUUGAAGUUUUUGCAGGUCAAAUAUACUCUGCUGCCUUAUUAAGCGAUAUGAGUGUUGGUGGCGCUCGUUAUAUUUCCACCGGUCGUGGCUUCGCUACUGCUCGUAUUCCAUUCUCAAUUUUAUAUUCUAGAUUUGCAGGUUCUGCAAUCUAUAUGGGUUCCAGGUCUAUGUUAAUGUUGCUAUUCGCAACGAUCUCACAUUGGCAGGCGCCUUUAUUGUGGUUUUGGGCUUCUUUGUCUUCAUUGAUGUUCUCGCCAUUUAUUUUCAAUCCUCAUCAGUUCGCAUGGCAAGAUUUUUUCCUAGAUUAUAGAGAUUAUAUCAGAUGGUUAUCAAGAGGUAACAACAAAUAUCACAGAAAUUCUUGGAUUGGGUACGUUAGAAUGUCUAGAUCCCGUGUUACUGGUUUCAAGCGUAAACUUGUUGGUGAUGAAUCAGAAAAAGCUGCUGGUGAUGCUGCCAGAGCUCACAAAACUAACUUGAUUUUCUCUGAUCUAUUCCCAUGUAUUGUUUAUGCGGCUGGUUGCUUUGUGGCAUUUACCUUUAUAAAUGCACAGACCGGUGUUAGAACAGGUGAUGAUGAUACCGUUAACUCAGCUCUUCGUGUCAUAAUAUGCACUUUGGGUCCUAUUGUCAUCAAUCUAGGUGUGCUAUUCUUCUGUAUGGGUAUGGCUUGUUGCUCUGGGCCUUUGUUUGGAUUGUGCUGUAAGAAGACGGGUUCUGUCAUGGCUGGAAUCGCACAUGGUAUUGCAGUGGUAAUUCAUAUCGCAUUUUUCAUUGUCAUGUGGGUACUGGAAGGUUUUCACUUCGCCAGAAUGUUGUUGGGUGUUGUUACAUGUAUUCAAUGUCAAAGAGUAGUUUUCCAAGUGAUUACUAUCUUCAUGUUGACAAGGGAAUUCAAGAACGAUCAUUCCAAUACUGCAUUCUGGACCGGCAAAUGGUACGGUUCAGGUCUAGGUUACAUGGCUUGGACUCAACCAUCAAGAGAGCUGGCUGCAAAGGUCGUGGAACUAUCGGAGUUUGCUGCAGACUUUAUCUUAGGCCAUAUAUUGCUGUUCUGUCAACUACCCUUACUUUGUAUCCCUAACAUUGAUAAAUACCACUCCAUUAUGUUGUUCUGGUUGAAGCCAUCUCGUCAAAUACGCCCACCAAUUUAUUCUUUGAAACAAACAAGAUUGCGCAAACGUAUGGUCAAGAAAUAUAGUGCGUUAUAUUUUAUUAUAUUGCUGGUCUUCGCUGCUUGCAUUGUGGGUCCUGCUGUUGCAUCAAGCCGUGUACCCUCAAACAUUGGUUCCACAUUAACGGGCACAUUCCGUAAUUUGGUACAACCUAGAAACAGAAGCAAUAACGAUACGGGCAGUCAAAUGUCUACUUACAGGAGUCAUUAUUACACCUCAGCACCAUCAAUGAGGACUUGGUCAACAAUCAAGUAG
Zygotorulaspora mrakii is the source of this 5646-nucleotide messenger RNA. RefSeq names its product 1,3-beta-D-glucan synthase (gene FKS1). Gene Ontology annotation, biological process: fungal-type cell wall polysaccharide biosynthetic process; (1->3)-beta-D-glucan biosynthetic process. Lineage: Eukaryota; Fungi; Ascomycota; Saccharomycetes; Saccharomycetales; Saccharomycetaceae. The record is from RefSeq and is a predicted model, not a curated record. Bases 1 to 5646 code for a protein of 1881 amino acids. Gene Ontology annotation, cellular component: 1,3-beta-D-glucan synthase complex; plasma membrane. The transcript has a single exon. Gene Ontology annotation, molecular function: 1,3-beta-D-glucan synthase activity.